This is a messenger RNA of Daldinia vernicosa, 2172 nucleotides long. RefSeq lists its product as uncharacterized. The record is from RefSeq and is a predicted model, not a curated record. Gene Ontology annotation, molecular function: protein binding. NCBI's taxonomy places the organism in Eukaryota, Fungi, Ascomycota, Sordariomycetes, Xylariales, Hypoxylaceae. The coding region runs from base 504 to 1928 and encodes 474 amino acids. The transcript is spliced from 3 exons.
GUCUGGUGGAAUGACUGCUUACGCCAUAAUAUCAUUCAGCCACAGCGGGUAUCUUAAGUGGCGGUUUUGAGCCUGCUAACUCAAAUAAAUCCAAACCACACCAUCAGGCGUCAGCCAAAACCGCCUUAGCCACAACGAAACCUCCUUCACGCUCCCUUGUUGGUUACCUCCUGAUAUAUAUCAAUGUGAUCUGAUCACCUGCAUUUAUAGCGGAGUCAUGCCUUCCUAAGUGCAUACUUCACGUAUAGUGCUAACUAACAGAAUGCACAGAAGCUAGAAUGAAUACUGAUGAAGCAAUAACGAGAGACUUCUAUAACUUUAUGACCUUCUUUCGUUUUUUGAAAAUGGUCAAGGGUCAUGAAAAUCAAGACCACCAUCAUUCGACAUAACAAUGAGCCGCCAAGUGUCCAACGGGAGCAAACAAAAUUAUAGCAAGACAACCUUAGCUAUAUAUCUUUCAAUCCUUAUUAAUGCGAACUUCAUUCAAUUAGAAUUCGCUAUCUAUGGACCCCGGAAAAUUAUCAUUCAGUACUGCAGGGGGAGACGUUGACCUCCUAGAACGUCUCACGAAGCUACGUCUGUUAUUCUCUAACGGCUCCUUCACCAGCCAAGAGUAUCGAUACAUAAAAAUCCUUCUUUCUAAUGUCAACGUAGAUAUUAUUGGCGAGCUUCCAGUGGAAAUAGUAAGCCAAAUUGCACAACUACUGGAUCUGCAUGGGUUUGUUUGCUGCCUUGGUAUAUCCAGACGAUGGCGUGGCAAGUUUUUAUCCCCGUCUAUAAUAAGCACUAUUACGAACAAAUAUUGUCCUUCAUUGACAUACUCUGGAAAUCCAGUGAGUCCAGAUAAUAGUCUCAGCGCCCUUCACAGAAUAGGACGAUUGCGCUGGCACUCUUGGCAGGACUAUCUGAAGAAAGAAUUUUCUUGGGAACAUGAAUCAUAUUUCAAGCUGGACCCUGUGUAUCACGGCGAUCACGAUAACACCUCCAUCGUCUAUGCGCAAUUUGGUCACUAUGACAAUGACCCCAGGCCAAAUGCCGAGGCGUACUCGAGUGCUCUGUAUUCUCGUGGAAGGAUAGCGUGGCUUGCUAAACCACGCAUCGUGGUAGUUGACAACUUAUGGGUACGGACGCGAAAGAUUUUCACUAUGCCAACAGGUGCUCUCGCUGGAUUGACACUCGAGAUUCUAGCCCUUGGGGAUAGGCUCGUGGUUGGCACUAUGCAUCGUAUUUUAGUCGCAUGGGACCACACAACGAACGAGUUUCUGGAAAAGAGGCUGCCUGGCCCCAUUAAAUAUGCUACCACAGAAGGGUUAAGAGUCGCCGUGAUACUCUUUAAUGGGGAUACCUUCUUAUGGGAAUUCGGCGGUAAAGUGUCGAUGAUUGCAACAGCUCCUCUAAAACAAGGACUCCACGGACAGUCAUUGAGAACAUGGGUGUCGAACCUGCGUAUUUUUUUCCACCCUACGUGUAGCAGAACGCUUCUCCUAGCUUCUGGCUAUACUCACUUUUGGUCUGAAUACCCUAAUGCAAUUCUUAGGCGAGUAGUCUAUGAAUUUAAGGAUAUGAACCACACCGAGACUUUUCAAUCUGAAUUCCCCACCAGAAUGCACAAUCUCGCAAACCCUAUCGAUACUAAAGUUGACAUACAAAAGGUCCUACCUUACCGCCGCGAUAUCAUCGGGUUCUGUCAGUGUCACUACCGCCCUCAACCGAUGGUCAUAAUGCCCUACCAGUAUGAAACUUUUAUUGAAUUCGAUAUCUAUGAACGACGGUUUACAGCAAGAACCGGAGAGGAGUUUGAUCCUAAGAAGUUUGGCUGGCGCGCCCCUCUGGAAGAUGCCGACUUGGACUUUGGAAUUCAGUUCUAUUGCAACGGUUUUACAGCUUUUAGCUAUCAACCGGGGUUCGAAUUUGAAAAUAGCGGAUGAUUUCUGGUCGGGGAAUACACGAAGCACGGUGGCUAAGAAAGCAUCCAUCGCGUGUAUUUCUUACGUCACGAGACGCUUUGGGUAUUUGCCUAAGUCGAGACUUAUUUGAGUGAGAACUCCGUGGUUACCUACUGAUAUGGGUUUGGUGGCAUACGAAUACACUAUUCAGUGUUGUCGCACCUUUGUGGGUCGCUACAUGGGCCCUGGUUGGCAAUAUGGGACGGCCCGUAUUACUCCCAUUAGG